AUGGACUUGCUUAAGGAGGAGAAACAAAGAACUCAACCCAUCUUCCUGCCCUCAGAUUCCACAAAACUCCACAUGGUAGAAAUUGAGAUAGAAUUGAAGAAGAGCAAAGCAGAUGGCCGAGAGAUAGCGCAGUGGGAAGAUUCUUUGGCAACAGAUGGUUUCCUUGUGGAUUACUUUAAUGAAUUCUUAAGUCUGCCUACUUUUCCAGAGGCAAUUCGAUUUAAUGCAGAUUAUAGCAUUUUUGAAGUUAUUAACAAUGCUCCACAACUCCUGGAAAAGCAACUGAAAAGAAUCCUGAAAACACAGCAGCCUCGAAAUCCUGUCUACGAUGUUAUAAGAAGAGGAAAGUCUGAUGUGAAACCCCUUCAAAAGAGUGGCCCCCAUGAGGACGAGACUGUAAAUGUCAACUACAGUAUCAUGUGUCUCAGCCGAGAGGAAGGGAUUACAUGGGUCAAGAAAGAAAGACUUCCAGCAUUUCUGGAAAGCGACUGCUACUUUGAGUACAGGCUAGCCAAAUUGAUCUCCCAAGCAAGAUGGAGUCGAACAGGCAUGAAUGUGACAAUAGGUACAGACUUUUCUCCAUGGCUGCAGAAUAAACCACCCAGUCAACCACCUCCUGCCACUGAAAGUGAUGAUACGAUAAUUAUGAAAAAGUUCUACGUUUCUUUGGGCGAGGCCUCCUAUUCCCAAACAAAAAGUUGGUUUGACUUGGCUAAGCAAAGCCAGAAGACUAUGACAAACUUCUUACCUGCUUCCAUUUGCUACAACAAAAUUGAAGUGCCAGCACCAACCAUCACAUCUGUGACUGAGAGUUCCAUCUUUGAUUACGGACUUCAAUCCUGGACAGAGAAAGGCCUCCCUAUGACUGAAAACUUGCUUUCUCAUCUUGAAGAGGAAUAUGGGUCUACAUCUCUACAAGACACAGCAUCUCAAGCGCUCCUAAGAAUCUACCUCGAAGCCCAGCGGGAUGAUGAGGAGCACGUGACCUUGCAUUUCAAAAAUUGUGAAGAGUUUUUAAAAUCUUACAUCUUACAUAUUUUGAAAGUAGCAAUGUACCAGGUCCUGGGGUCGCCCUGUCCAACAUGGCCCAAUGACGUAGAUUUCACCAAUGUCUCUCAGGUAGUGGUGGAAGAGAUUAAGCCGCGACAUAAACAGGACCAGGAACCUCUGCCAGAAGAAGGAGCCGAGAUCCCCAUGCAGAUGCCAGCAGAGUUAGCUGAGAAGGAAAGUUCAAAAAGUGAGAGCUUGGCCUCGGAAAGCAGGGCUGCCUGGUGCAUGUCUCAUCGGACCUAUGACAUUGGCAACAGGAAAGAGUUUGAGAGAUUUAAAAAAUUCAUCAAAGGCACCUUGGGCGAGAAAUACUGGUGUCUGUGGAUGGAUAUUGAGAGAUUAAAGGCAUUGAAGCACUCUGGAAGACAUCAAAGACAUCUCGAGAAGAUGAAGAAAUUCUACCUGGUGAGUAGUGGAGAUUGCUACCUUUCCAUGGAGAUCUUAACCAAGUUUAAACUGCUGGAUGGGUCUCAGUGGAAUGAAGAGCAUUUAACUGAUAUCCAGUCUGAGGUGGUCAAACCCUUACUUCUGUAUUGGGCACCUCGGUUCUGUGCCACUCACUCACGAUCCACCAAGUCUGCCAGUGCCAAGCUCAAGUUCUGGCAUGUCCGCCAGGAGAGACCCAGGAAGGAUGUGGAUCCCUUCCCACAGAUGGCCACACUGCUGCCACUGCGGCCCAAAUCUUGCUUUCCUCGGAUUGCUGAGAUGCAGAAAGAACAGUCCUCUGCAGUACAGCCUCCAAAAUCUCCCAGGAAGACUCUUCUCCCCAAAACAGCAGCUCAAAAAGCCUUUAAGAGUGAGCCUUCAAGUCAACCUCCUCCUAAGGAAGAUCUGACUGACAGAGACUCCAGGUACAAGACUGAGUGCAACAGGGUCUUCCGACUGACAUCCUUCACAGACAUUUCUGAGUGUCUGAAGCCCGAGCUGGAAAGAAGGUUUACGUACACUGAAGAGACUGUGAAAUCCUCAGCUAAUGGUGCCCUGGGAGGAUCUGACAUGGAGCGUUUGCUGCAGUCUCUUUAUGUAGAAACUCGAGCUGGAUUUUUCUUUACUAAAUUCUGUGAACAAACUGGAAACAAGCUAUGGAUGAACUGUGUCUAUUUCUGGUUUGAUCUCCAGACUUACCAUCAACUCUUCUACCAAGAAACACUUCAGCCUUUUAAAAUAUGCAAACAAGCCCAAUACCUUUUUGCAACAUAUGUGGCUCCUUCAGCACCUUUUGACAUCGGGCUCCAAAAGGAAAAGAGAGGAGAAAUUUACAAGCAGAUAUACCCACCUUUUGAAGACCUUUUCGACACAGCAGAGGAAUAUAUCCUGCUCCUACUCCUAGAGCCCUGGACAAUGAUGACCAACGCAGACAUGGACACUUACAAGCAGGUAAAACUGGUUCAAGAGACCCGACAGUUGGACUCCGCAUACUUCCGAAAGCUGCAGGCCUUGCAGAAAGAGACAGUGUUUAAGCAAACCGAGGAAGCAGCAAUGGAUGUUGGACAUGGGUUUUUACAACUUCCUAGUAUUUCUAAGCAAACAGAAUAUUGGAAUAAUGUUCCUGAAGAAUUUAAAGGUUUUACUUUUAAUGAUUUGCUUAACAACAAACUGGAAUUUGAACAUUUCCAUCAGUUUCUUGAGACUCAUUAUUCAAGCAUGGACCUUAGGUGCUGGAUGGAAAUUGAGCAGUUUCGAAGAAUACCAUACAUAGAUCGCAGUCAAAGGGAGGCAAAAUCUGUACUCAUUAAAAACAAAUACCUGAAUAAAAAAUAUUUCUUUGGACCCAAUAGUCCUGCUUCUCCGGAUCAGCAGAACCAGAUCAUGUUGUUAAAUGGCGGCUGGGGCCAGAUUCUGCACGAGCACCUGGACGCCUCUGUUCUCCUGGAGAUCCAGAAGCAUGUACUGAAGCGGCUGGAAAAUGUGUGGCUGCCCUUGUUUCUUGCAAGUGAACAGUUUGCAGGGAGACAAAAGAUAAAGCCUGUGGAGAGUAAGUGGAUAUCUUCAUCUGGUGAAAUCAUCGCUUUCCGUAAAGCAUUAUUGAAUCCAAUCACCGCCAAACAAUUUCAGCGAUUUGUGUCUCUAAAAGGAGAUUUAUUGGGAAAUGGGGUACUCUUUUGGCAAGAAGUACAAAAAUAUAAGGACCUGUGCCAUUCUCACUGUGAUGAGGCCACCAUCCAAAAGAAGAUCACAAUGAUCAUCAACUGCUUUAUUAACUCCACAAUCCCCCCAACUCUACAAAUCGACAUCCCACAAGAGCAAGCCCAGAAGAUCAUGGAGCACAGGAAGGAGCUGGGACCAUAUGUGUUCCGAGAGGCCCAGAUGACAAUAUUUGGGGUCCUGUUUAAGUUUUGGCCUCAGUUUUGUGAAUUUAGGAAGAAUUUAACGGAUGAAAAAGUUCUGAGUGUUUUAGAGAGAAGGCAGACAGUUAAGCAGAAAAAGAAAUCGGUGCUGGAAGAUGAAAAGUUUACAAAGGAGAGCUCAAAACAUCGUGGAAGUAUUUCAGGGUCUGCACCCAAAGCUGGUACAUUGAACAGUGAUACAGGACUGGGCAUGUCAGUCUACGGAAAGCAGCCAACCUGGUGUUACUCAAAGUACAUAGAAGCCUUAGAACAGGAGAAGCUGCUGCUGAAGAUUCAAGAGGAACUGGAGAAAUAAUUGUUUGCAGAUUAUGAAGCAGAACAGCACUUCUCUGAUCUUGGCGUAACUGGGCUGACCAGGCCUCACCAUGGAUUCUGGAAAAACCUAGGCUUCUGCGGGCAGGACUCAGAUGCCUACAAAAUAGACUCCAUUCUCAUCUUCCCUUGGAUGGCAGCUUCUCCAUUCUUCCCUCAGCAGCAGGCGAAGAGCAGAACCCCAACUUCUCUUGAAAUGCCAAAGUUCAUGAGCCGGAGCACAACUUCCGGGUUCAAUGGACUGGUUUGGCCACAUCUGUUUGCUAAGUAUAAACUGGGGGUGAUGAAAAGGAUGUUUUGUGACUCUGUGCUGGAGUUGUAG
Molecule: messenger RNA, 4032 nt
Organism: Suncus etruscus (white-toothed pygmy shrew)
Lineage: Eukaryota; Metazoa; Chordata; Mammalia; Eulipotyphla; Soricidae
Gene: RGS22
Product: regulator of G protein signaling 22
Exons: 27
Biological process (GO): regulation of signal transduction
Molecular function (GO): G-protein alpha-subunit binding
Source: RefSeq, a predicted model, not a curated record